UCUUAAAGACCCCUUAUGGUUGCAGAAGGAAAAUAGCUACGAAAAUAACUUCUGCAUUUUGCAACAAAGAGAAACUCAUUUGAGCUACUCAGUAGGCUACCCACCGUGAGAUAUAGCCACGGGCUGCAUCGUGAUAAAUUGUGAAGUGACUUCUCCGGGCACUAUAUUUUGUCUUAAGUUGGUUGUUUUUAACUUUUAUUACUUGAUUUUGUUGUACGUACAUAUUAUUUUACCAUGUUUAACUUGUUGUAAUAAAAAUACAACUGCCCGUAGGCAUAAUAUUCGUCAUUAUCCUGUUAAUCUUUUAAAAUGUGUAUUUGGGUAGACAGAAAGAAGUCCGUAUACCAGACGCAAUGCUUCAAACUUCUUAGACUAUACAGUUAAAAAGGAACUCUUUUCCUUCAAAUAGUGAGAUCAUACGUUAACCACCUUUGACAAAAAGUGAUGUGACAAUCCUCCUUGCCACUUAGGCACUCCGUAUGUGAAUCUCAAACAUGAUCUCAACAGAGAAAACGACGUUGUACGCCGGCGUGUUGCCUAACUCUGAAAUGAUCCCGACUCAUGACUCCACAGAGUGCCGGACCUACAAGAAGCGAUGGUUCGUUCUUGCCCUGUUCGUGCUCUACUCGAUGUCCAAUUCCAUGCAGUGGAUCGAGUACUCCAUCAUCGCCAACGUGGUGCAGAAGUACUACCAGGUGCCCAACAGCUACAUCGACUGGACCUCCAUGAUAUAUAUGGUCACCUACAUCCCCUUCAUCUUCCCCGCCUCUUGGCUCAUCGACAAACUGGGUCUCCGAGUGGCCGUCAUCCUGGGUGCUUUUGGAACUUGUGGUGGAGCUUGGAUCAAAGUGCUAUCCGUGGGCCAAGACCGAUUCUACGUCACAUUUCUCGGUCAAUCGGUGGUCGCCCUAUCGCAAAUCUUUGUGCUCAGUGUGCCAGCCCCCUUAGCUGCAACCUGGUUCGGCCCCAAUGAAGUUUCUUCGGCAUGCUCUAUCGGUGUAUUCGGCAACCAGCUUGGAAUAGCAAUAGGUUUUCUGAUUCCGCCCAUACUGGUCAAGAAUAGCGAAGUGAUGGAGAGUAUUGGAGCUGGCCUCUCGACUCUCUUCUACUCAGUUGCUAUACUCACCUCAGUCUUGCUGGUUCUAAUAUUAAUCUUUUUCCAGGGUAAGCCACCUCUGCCCCCCAGUCCGGCACAAGCUGUUCCGGCACAAGCUGUGCAACGCAACGCCGAGUCUGUGCCAUUCGCCACCUCUAUCAAACACCUGGCUACCAACCCGGCCUAUGUAUUGCUCUUGGUAUCGUACGGUAUCAAUGUUGGUGUAUUCUACGCAAUAUCCACUUUGCUGAACCAGAUCUUUGUGGCCCACUUCCCAGGUAAAGAGGAGGAUGCCGGCAGGAUAGGCCUCAUGAUCGUGGUGGCAGGAAUGUUGGGUUCUGUCUGCUGUGGAAUUGUCCUUGACAAAACGCACAAAUUCAAGGAAACAACGUUAGGCGUGUACUUCUUCUCUUUGGUUGGCAUGGUUGUGUACACCUUCACGUUGGGCUCUGGUUUCAUAGCUGUGGUCUACAUCACUGCUUCACUCUUAGGGUUCUUCAUGACGGGGUAUCUGCCAGUGGGGUUUGAGCUGGCAGCAGAGCUUACCUACCCCGAGCCCGAAGGUACGUCGGCCGGUCUGCUCAAUGCAGGGGCUCAGGUAUUUGGCAUCUUCUUCACAAUGUUCUCCUCAUAUGUGCUGAACACGUACGGUGACCUCUGGGCUAACAUCAUGCUGUGCUGCGCUCUUGUGGUGGGCACAGGACUCACUGCUCUCAUCCGAUCGGACCUUAGGCGGCAAGCAGCUCACGCCAAGGCACCCCCACUGCCUGGUCCUUGAGAGUUAUAAUUCGUGUAUGUUUUUGUUCUCGACUGUCCAUUUAAUGUGCUGAUGUGGUCUCCUUAAAGCAUAUUCUGUACGGAUUUCUUAAAGAUAUAGUGGUGUUAGCCACUAGGACUCUUCCAUAGUGGUGUUAAUUUUUAGAAAAAGUUUUAGUGUUCGUAAUUUUCAUUUGACAACGAUUUUAUUUAUAAACUCCAAUUUUCUUGACAGAACAGUAAUUAGAAAUAAGAAAGUUCAAGGCAAUAAGUUGAACGUGUAUUUAAAUAUUAAAAUAUUAUUACUCCACUAAAGAAUUAAAAUCAACUUAAAUGUUCACUUGAACCUGACACCGCUAAUUUUGGCAAUUCAACUGCUAGCAGCAAACAAGAAUUUUCUUCUAUUAACAAGUAAGGUGAGUACAGUUGUAUACCUGCCACAAUCUUCGGUUUUCAACCAAUUAGAGUAAACCGUGAUUCCUCAAAAUAUAAUUGGAGUUUAGUAAACUAUAAGAUAAUGAAAUCUAAAACGGAUAUUUAUUUCUGUCAACAUUAUGAUACAAGUGCUGUUAUGAAAUAUAAUUCCAAUCAUACAUCAGACAAAAUUAUGUAUAGUUGAUUUUGCACAUUUUAAUAGUUAAUAACUAUGGACCUUAUAAACAUAAAAUACAGUGCGGCCAAUCUGAGGCAGUGGAGUUGCUCACCGUAACAGUAGUGCCAAGUGUUGUAGAAAAUCUUCAAAAUCAUCUUGAAUUUUCUCAUUUGUAUACACUAACAAGUUGAUAAAGCAGCUUAGCCCUGUUUUGAUUCUACAUGAUGGCAGCACACAGAAGACUCUAAAUUUUAAUAACAAUUGAAAUUUACAGUCAGAAUGCUUCUAACAAAUUGACAUUCUGAAAAACUCAAGGGUUUGUAUAACUGAAACUGUACAGAAAUAAAAAAUAAUUCUAAAGGAGACCAUAAUCAUUAAUUUAUUAUGUUAUGUCGUACCAGAUAGUCAAAUUAUUUCAAUAUAAAUAGCUACUCUUAAUGUAUAUUAAUCUUGCCUAUGCACUACCAUCCGAAUUUGUUCAAAAUGGAUGAGUAUGUGCGUAGUUUAAUGUGUUUUUUUUUUUUUUAGUCUUUACCCCUCUGUUAUAGUUUGCAAUGUCUUGGGUUUACAGUGCCAUUCCAUAUCAAUUAUUGUGACAAUAAUUAAGUAAGAGUAGUCAAGUAAGUUUACUUUUUAGAAUUACCCAUGUAAGUAAUGUCUCCGGUCUAAAUAGAUAGCAUUGUCCACAAUAUUUGUGUAAACAAAUUAAUACUACUUUUUUAUGCAACUGUAUGAGUAUUAAUUUUGUUGUAGAAAAAUUCUAUGUCAACUUCUAACAAUGAUUUGUACAAAAUAAAAAUGUGCUUUCUUAAA
Homalodisca vitripennis (glassy-winged sharpshooter) is the source of this 3257-nucleotide messenger RNA. RefSeq lists its product as uncharacterized. The transcript is spliced from 8 exons. Bases 495 to 1874 code for a protein of 459 amino acids. The record is from RefSeq and is a predicted model, not a curated record. Gene Ontology annotation, cellular component: membrane. Lineage: Eukaryota; Metazoa; Arthropoda; Insecta; Hemiptera; Cicadellidae. Gene Ontology annotation, biological process: transmembrane transport; heme export. Gene Ontology annotation, molecular function: heme transmembrane transporter activity; heme binding.